Wallemia ichthyophaga EXF-994 is the source of this 984-nucleotide messenger RNA. Its product is annotated as Putative 2-hydroxyacid dehydrogenase UNK4.10. Gene Ontology annotation, cellular component: cytosol. The coding region runs from base 1 to 984 and encodes 327 amino acids. The record is from RefSeq and is a predicted model, not a curated record. The transcript is spliced from 3 exons. NCBI's taxonomy places the organism in Eukaryota, Fungi, Basidiomycota, Wallemiomycetes, Wallemiales, Wallemiaceae. Gene Ontology annotation, molecular function: hydroxypyruvate reductase [NAD(P)H] activity; NAD binding; glyoxylate reductase (NADPH) activity.
AUGUCCAAAAUUCUUAUCAGCGGUACCAUCGUAUGGGCACAUAGCGAAAUUGAGCAGCUCAAGCAGUUCGGCGAGGUCGUGCAGCUCACUUCAACCUCACGCCAGCAGUUUUACGAGGACCUUCAAACCAAGUACGCCAACACUGUCGCAAUCUAUAGACACAACGAUAGCGCAGGCAAGAUUGGCGUGUACGACAAGGAGCUUAUUGACAAACUUCCUUCGACCGUUAAAUUCAUCUGCCACAACGGCGCUGGGUAUGAUCAGAUAGAUGUUGCUGCUGCCACCGCUAGAGGCAUUCAAGUCUCGCACACACCAGCUGCAGUCGACGACGCAACAGCCACUACAGCCAUGUUCUUGAUAGUAUCUUCAUUACGUCAGUACUGGAAGGCAGAAGUGAAUGCGAGAAACGGCGUUUUCAAGCAGGGUUUGAAGCCUGCGUCGGAUCCUGAGGGAAAGACGUUAGGCAUUAUUGGUAUGGGUGGUAUUGGCGGGGCUGUCGCACGCAGAGCGCUCGGUUUCGAUAUGAAGAUCAAGUACCAUAACAGGAGGGAGAUUCAGCCGCGCCCAAGCUUCCCCUGCGAGUAUGUCAGCACGAUGGAUGAGCUCCUGGCCACCUCAGACGUCGUCUCGCUCAACCUCCCACUUAACGAAAAGACGGUAAAUUCAUUCGGCAAAGAUCAAUUCAGCAAGAUGAAGGAUGGCGCCGUUCUCAUAAACACGGCUAGAGGGGGUGUCGUGGAGCAGGAAGCCUUCAUUGACGCUCUCAAAUCUGGCAAGCUCUCGUCGGCGGGUCUCGACGUCUACCCAGAAGAGCCAAAGAUCGACCAGCGACUGAUCGACAUGCCCAAUAUCACCCUCCUCCCGCACAUGGGCACUGAGACCCGCGAGACGCAGCACAAGAUGGAAGUCUUGGUCAUCGACAACAUCAAGAGCGCCAUCUCCUCCGGCAAGUUGCUCAACCAGGUGCACGAACAGAAGAACUAA